GCAAUUGGGCGAGUCUUACCGUGGUGUCCCGUUUGUUUAUCAUUCUACUAAUUGUAUAUUACUAUAUUUCUAACAAAAUACACAUUGUAAACACUAAUUAGUUAUUACAUUUACUUGUAAUUGGCUAAUAGAUAAGUUAUGAAUAGUACUUUCGUAAUUAAGUGUGAUUAAGUUAUAGGAACUGUACUCCAUUAUUGUUAUUUUCAUAUCGUGUUUAAUAGUGUAUAUUUACACUAUAAAUCAUGUCUGUAAGUGAAAAAGUGUCGCUCUCAGAUGCUCUGAGCAAUGUGGAUGUUUUGGAUGAGCUUACUUUGCCAGAUGAGCAGCCAUGCAUCGAAGCUGCGCCAUGCUCGAUACUGUACCAGGCUAAUUUUGACACCAACUUUGAGGACCGGAAUGGAUUCGUCACAGGAAUCGCAAAAUAUAUUGAGGAGGCUACAGUCCAUGCCAAUCUGAAUGAGCUGCUGGAAGAAGGCAACGCUCACGCCGUCAUGCUGUAUACGUGGCGGUGCUGCAGUCGCGCCAUACCACAGCCGCGCUCCAACGAGCAGCCUGACCGCGUGCACAUAUACGAGAGGACAGUACAGGUGCUGGCACCUGAGGUGGACAAGUUACUGCAGUUCAUGUAUUUUCAGCGCAAGGCGAUAGAGCGAUUCUGUGCGGAGGUCCGCCGUCUCUGUCACGCUGAGAAGCGACGCGACUUCGUGUCGGAAGCGUAUCUGCUAACGCUCGGCAAGUUUGUGAAUAUGUUCGCCGUGUUAGACGAACUGAAGAAUAUGAAGAGCUCUGUCAAAAAUGAUUACUCCACAUACAGAAGAGCGGCGCAAUUCCUCAAAGUGAUGUCGGAUAGCCAGAGUCUUCAGGAGUCUCAGAAUCUGUCGAUGUUCCUCGCCACUCAGAACAAGAUCAGGGACACUGUCAAAGAUGCCCUGGAGAAGAUCAAUGGUUACGAAGAACUGUUAGCGGAUGUCGUGAAUAUAUGUGUACACAUGUUCGAAACGAAGAUGUACCUCACGCCCUCCGAGAAGCACAUGCUGGUCAAGGUGAUGGGCUUCGGACUGUUCCUCAUGGACUCAGAGGUGUGCAACAUCAACCGGCUGGACCAGAAGAAGAAGAUACGACUCGACCGGAUCGACAGGAUUUUUAAGAAUCUGGAAGUGGUGCCCCUGUUUGGUGACAUGCAAAUAGCACCGUUUAACUACAUCAAGAGGUCCAAACACUACGAUCCAAGCAAGUGGCCAUUAUCGUCGAGUCCCAACCCGCCGUCCCCGCAAGCUGACCUGAUGGUCCACCUGCCACAGAUAAGGGAGGAGCACCAGAACUACAUAUCGGAGUUAGCCCGAUACAGCAACGAAGUGACGACGACGUUCAAGGAGGCGGGCUCGGACGCGGAGAACCGCGCCGUGUCGGAGCUGUGCCUGCGCGGGCUGCAGCUGCUGUCCUCGUGGUGCUCCGUGCUCACCGAGCUCUGCUCCUGGAAGCUGCUGCACCCCACCGACCACGCCACCAACCAGCGCUGCCCGCCCGACGCCGAGGAGUACGAGCGGGCUACAAGAUAUAAUUACACUUCGGAAGAGAAAUUCGCCAUGAUCGAAGUGAUAGCAAUGAUCAAGGGCCUCCAAGUGCUGAUGGCGCGGAUGGAGACGGUCUUCGCUGAUGCGGCCAGGAGGUCCAUAUAUGCGGAGCUGCAGGAUUUUGUCCAGUUGGUACUCAGGGAGCCACUUAGGAAGGCGAUCAAGAACAAGAAGGAUUUGAUCAGAAGCAUCGUGGCGUCCGUGCGGGAGACGUGCGGCGACUGGGCGCGCGGCUGCGAGCCGCAGCAGGACCCCGCACUGCGCGGCAAGAAGGACCACGACGCCAGCUUCGCGCUCAAGGUGCCCCGCAGGAACGUAGGUCCGUCGUCGACCCAGCUGUACAUGGUCCGCACACAGCUGGAAGCGCUGAUCUCCGACAAGUCUGGAGGCAGGAGGACGUUGCGCAAAGACCUGGACGCUGCCACGCUUCAGCAGAUCGAGACGUUCCACCGCCAGAGCUUCUAUUGGACGUACCUACUCAAUUUGUCAGAUUCUCUACAAAAGUGUUGUGACCUCUCACAGCUGUGGUACAGGGAGUUCUAUUUGGAGAUGACUAUGGGGAGGAAAGUCAAUAAAUGCACGGUCCGCCAUCAACACAACGAGGAGUGCAACGACCUGAUCACCAUGGAGAAGCGCAUUCAGUUCCCCAUAGACAUGUCCAUGCCGUGGAUCCUCACCGACCACAUUCUGCGCAGCAAGGAGCCCGCCAUGAUGGAAUACGUGCUGUACCCACUCGACUUGUACAACGACUCCGCACAGUAUGCGCUGACGGUGUUCCGCAAACAGUUUCUUUACGACGAGGUGGAGGCGGAAGUCAACUUGUGCUUCGACCAGUUCGUCUACAAGUUGUCGGAGCAGGUGUACGCGCACUACAAGCAGUUGGCUUCCAGUAUGUUGCUAGACAAGCGAUAUCGCGCGGAAUGUGCCGCUCGUGGCGCCAGCACCGGCGGUGGUGCGGGAAGAUAUGCGUCUCUACUCAGACAGCGCCACGUGGCGUUACUAGGCCGGCAUGUGGAUCUCUGCGCGCUGGUGGGCCAGCGGAUCAAUGCGGACAUGCACCGCGCCCUGGAAGCGGCCGUAGCCAAGUUCGAAGCCGGAGACAUCACCGGGAUAGUGGAGUUGGAGGGGCUGAUCGCUGUGAACCGUCUGUGCCACAAACUCCUCAGCCGGUACCUGACACUGGACGAGUUCGAGGCGAUACUCCGUGAAUCUGAUCAUGGGGUCCUAGCGCCGUACGGUAGCAUCACACUCCACGUCUUCUGGGAGCUCAACUACGAUUUCCUGCCCAACUACUGCUACAACGCUGCAACGGAUCGGUUCGUGCGCUGCCGUGGCAUCCAGUUCGCGCCGGCCGUGACGCGAGAGAGAGCACCACAGGCAGGACACGCGCUACUGUGGGGCUCCAAGCAGCUCGCACUAGCGUACUCCACGCAGUACGCGCAGUACGCAGGUGAGGCAGGACACGCACUACCGUGGGGCUCCAAGCAGCUCGCACUAGCGUACUCCACGCAGUACGCGCAGUACGCAGGGUUCGUGGGCCCGCAGCACCUGCACGCGCUGGUGCGGCUGCUGGGCUACCAGGGCGUGGCGGUGGUGGUGUCGCAGCUGCUGGGCGUGGCUGGCGGUCUGCUGCACGGCUCGCUGGCUCAGUUCACACGCGCACUGUCCUCCGCCAUGCCGCGACACUGCAAGCUGCCCAGAUACGACUACGGCUCCAACGGUGUUUUGGGCUACUACCACGCGCAGCUGACCGACAUCGUGCAAUAUCCCGACGCGCGGACAGAACUGUUCCACUCGUUCAGAGAGCUCGGCAACAUUAUACUAUUCUGCAUGCUCAUAGAACAGGCGCUCAGUCAGGAGGAAGUGACGGACUUACUGCAUGCGGCGCCGUUCCAGAACAUUCUACCGCGCGCGUAUACAGCGGAGGGUGAGAAACCGGAGACGAAGCAGAAGCGUCUAGAAGCCAAGUAUUCGGCGCUGCAAAUAGUUCAGAACGUGGACAAGUACGGCACCGCCAAGCAGGGCCAGCUGUCCCGGGAGGGCGACCUGCUGACCCGGGAGCGGCUGUGCUGCGGGCUGUCGCUGUUCUCGGUGGUGCUGCGGAGGCUGCGGGGCUUCCUCUCCGGCCCCGAGUGGCCCGCGCCCCCCGCCGCGCCGCACCACGCCCCGCUCCACGCUGACGACACGCUCGAGUUCCACAGGCUGUGGUCCGCCCUACAAUUCUUGUACUGCAUACCAGUUGGCGAAACUCAGUUUACUGUUGAGGAGCUGUUCGGCGAGGGUCUCCACUGGGCUGGCUGCACCAUCAUCGCCCUGCUGGGCCAGCAGCGCAGGUUCGAAGCCCUGGACUACUGUUAUCACAUACUUCGGGUGCAGCGCGUCGACGGCAAGGAUGAGAACGUUAAAGGCAUUCCCCUGAAGAGGAUGGUGGACCGCAUCAGACGGUUCCAGGUCCUCAACUCGCAGAUCUUCGGCAUCCUGGCGCGUCACCUUACCACCGAGGACGAGCGGACCGCCGUCGAACAUGUGCGCUGCUUCCCGCCGCCGAGUGCGCCACAUUGAACCUUAACUAUAUAUAUAUAUGUAUAAGGUCAAUAAUAUAUUUCACAUCUCAGAUCAAAUGGAAACAAAAUAUUCUAGCUCCUAACUCCAUAUAUUAAGGUCUAUAUUUAAUUCACAUAUAAAAUCAAAUAUUGUGA
Achroia grisella is the source of this 4273-nucleotide messenger RNA. It is a transcript of the gene Sra-1, whose product is annotated as cytoplasmic FMR1-interacting protein. Bases 243 to 4136 code for a protein of 1297 amino acids. Gene Ontology annotation, cellular component: SCAR complex; synapse; neuron projection. The record is from RefSeq and is a predicted model, not a curated record. Gene Ontology annotation, biological process: regulation of actin filament polymerization; cell projection assembly; cell morphogenesis. NCBI's taxonomy places the organism in Eukaryota, Metazoa, Arthropoda, Insecta, Lepidoptera, Pyralidae. Gene Ontology annotation, molecular function: RNA 7-methylguanosine cap binding; small GTPase binding. The transcript is spliced from 28 exons.